Messenger RNA from Argentina anserina (silverweed cinquefoil), 1277 nucleotides. Its product is annotated as thymidylate kinase. Gene Ontology annotation, biological process: dUDP biosynthetic process; dTDP biosynthetic process; dTTP biosynthetic process. Gene Ontology annotation, cellular component: mitochondrion; cytoplasm; cytosol. The transcript has 8 exons. NCBI's taxonomy places the organism in Eukaryota, Viridiplantae, Streptophyta, Magnoliopsida, Rosales, Rosaceae. Gene Ontology annotation, molecular function: ATP binding; dTMP kinase activity; nucleoside diphosphate kinase activity. The coding region runs from base 255 to 1046 and encodes 263 amino acids. The record is from RefSeq and is a predicted model, not a curated record.
GUAGUGGUGGUGGGAGUGGUCACCAUCUGAGACUACUGAAAGUUGUGGCAGAAAUUGGUGGCAAUGAAGACAGCAAAAAUAUUUGAUCUGAUGUAAAUAAAUAGGGUGAAACUUUGAGACGAGGUUAAUUCAUAUGCUCAAAAACCUCUCACAGCUACUUGCUCGCGGCGGCUUCUUCCUCACCGGCCGGUGAGAUCAUCAGACAAGUCGAACCCAACUUCCAAGUUCCAACUCAUUUAGAGGUUGUGAAGGACAUGAGCCAUGCUUGUUAUCACACAGUUUGCAAGGCUUUGAAUUUUGGAGUGAAACCGCUGCAAAGAUCAUCACGUUUUCAUUUUAAUUGUCCGCAAAAGGGUUUUGUGAGGCGGAUUCAAAUGGCAGAUAAUAGUCAUGACUAUAGCAUAAAGGGUGGCAAAGAGGAAUCAAGAGGUGCGUUGGUUGUUUUUGAAGGCUUGGAUCGUUGCGGGAAGACUACACAGUCUACUAGACUAGUUAAGCAUUUGGAGAGUUUAGGGUAUUCAGCUGAAUUAUGGAGGUAUCCUGACAGGACUACAAGCGUUGGGCAAAUGAUAUCUUCUUAUCUUUCAAACAAAUCGCAACUGGAUGAUCGUACCAUCCAUCUUCUCUUUAGUGCUAACCGGUGGGAGAAAAGAUCAUUGAUGGAAAGUAAAUUGAAAAGUGGGACCACCCUCGUCGUUGACAGGUAUUCUUACUCUGGGGUGGCUUUCUCAUCUGCCAAAGGACUGGAUAUUGAAUGGUGUAAGUCCCCUGAGAUUGGACUGUUGGCCCCGGAUGUUGUCCUGUAUCUUGACAUACCACCUGAGAAAGCUGCAGAAAGAGGGGGCUAUGGAGUUGAGAGAUAUGAGCAGCUUGAAUUUCAGAAGAAAGUUGACCAAAGAUAUAAGGAACUCUGCAGUUCCAAUUGGAAGAUCAUAGAUGCGUGUUCAACCAUGGAGGAUGUUGAGAAACAGUUGCAAGAGAUAGUAUUGGGUUGUGUAAAGACAUGCCAAGAAGGAAAAUCCCUCUCAUGUCUCUGGUCUUGCUGAUUUUCUUUCUUCGUAAUGGGUGGCAUGAUGGUGGUCUUCAUAAUGAGAUGAUACAGUUAAUGCGUGAUUGCUAAUUUGCUACUUUUGUUCACGCAGCAAUGCGUGAGGACUCGGUGGAUUUUUCAGUCAGGUGGGUGACAUGAUUGUAUUCCAAGUGCGUCCAGUUUUAGAAUCAUAAAAAUUAGCACCCCAUUAAUCUCUGCAUUAUGAAUUAGAUCAUUCAUUUUUAUA